GUUUCAUCCAACCUUCUUCAUCUCGACAGAAUGGCGCGUGAGGUAAUAGACUCCGAAGGUGAUUGCACCAUCAAAUGCGGCGACACUGAAUUCCUCGUUUCGUCCAAGGCCGUCUCACUCGCUGCGCCCCAGCUCAGCGGUGACAGUAUCCAGCGCCUCGCUUCGGAAAACCCACGGACGAUUCAAAUAUUCCUUAAUAUUUCUCAUCACCGCUCGAAUGAUAAUCUAUCAGAAGUAGAUUCUGAUGAUAUGUUGAGCCUCGCUGAUCUAAUCGAGAAGUAUGAAUGCCGCUCUGCCAUGAUGGCUCACGCCCAGCAAUGGCUACUGAAGGACCUGGAGGCUUUAUCCGUAGAGGAUCUUUGGAAGAUGCUUCGCUUUGCACAUAGCAUGAAGAUCAAGGAAAGCGCCAUAGAGAUAUGUCAGCAGCUGGUUGCCCACCAUUCGGGAGCAUUGCACUCGUGGGCAUUCGCUAUUGAUAAUCUCGGUUCUAUGCCCCGGGAAAUUCUCCGUGACCUAGACGAACUUCAGCGGAGCCUGAAGUUAACGACCACGGAAGCUGUUCUUAGCGUCGCGGCCUUACUAGCGGAGUGCGAGUGCCAACACGCCCAGAUUUUCAUCGGAUCGUAUAUCCAGUCCUUGGGCAAGCUCGGUAUCUUGCCAGGGACUGUGUCCUUCCAUUCAAAAACAUAUUCAGACGUACGCGACCAAGCAGCACAACUGCCUGUUGCUCGAUAUCCUGCUCACGCGAGUGGGUGCUGCAGUACAUACGCUUGGCUAGAGCAAAGGGAGCACUUGUUGGGAAAAUUGGAAGAUUGCUUAAACAGGAUUCUAGAGGAGCUUCUUUGAGGGCUUGGUUGAUUAUAAAAAAGGGGGUCCAUCACAGGGUGCUAGAUAUGGAGAUUUCGA
Molecule: messenger RNA, 906 nt
Organism: Aspergillus versicolor CBS 583.65
Lineage: Eukaryota; Fungi; Ascomycota; Eurotiomycetes; Eurotiales; Aspergillaceae
Exons: 2
Coding region: 31-846 (271 amino acids)
Source: RefSeq, a predicted model, not a curated record